CGAGUGGGCUUCUCAGUGCAGUGGCUUCUCGUUGUGGAGCACGGGGUUUAGGCCUCAUGAUUUUUGGGUUUGCUGAAUUUCAACAUAAACUGAAUUAAGAGAUUCAUCAGCACUCUUAUGAAAAAGUUAGGCCAUAGAUUUGGGAGUGAGACCCUGAAAAUUUACAAGGGGGUAUACAGUUGGAUAGAUUUAGGACACCCUGACCCCCAGCCACAGUGAACCUCUCUUGCUAACAGAAACAGCGCCUCCUCCCAUUUGAUAAGGCUGGUCUCUCUGCCUUAGAGACACUGUAAUGACUUCAUGUGAGUAAAUUACAUAAUAAGGGCACACCAAUUCUCUGCCUAUACCACCCCAGUCUUCACUGCUUCUAGACCUAAUAACUAGUGUAAGAUCCCAGCAUGUUCUAGGACAGGGGCAAAGUAUAACCCAGGGUAGAAGGCUUCCCUACAAAAAGAACUGCAAGAUUUUGCUGAUCUACGUUGGAACAAACAAGGGGUAUAUGUAUACGAUUGGAUUUGAGGGAUUCUUGAUUGGGUAGGGCUGGGACCAAAUUUAUGAAGAGCACACUUGCUAGAAAUUUGGAAUUCAGUUUGGUGGUUCAGGCAAGUAGGAAUGAUUCUAUGGAUACCUGUUUAUUGGGUUAUCUUAAACCUGAAUGCAGUAGUGGACUGUACAAAAGGAAGUUGAUUUGCUAGAAAUUUCCUGGCUUAAUGUUGAGAGAGAAAUGCAGAGAGAGAGAGAGAGAGAGAGAGAGAGAGAGAUUUAGAUAACCCCCUCAAGAAGACAUUGAAAAUAAAUUGUGAGAGGAACACCUACAUCCUCAAAAACAUUGUAACUGGCAAUCCUCUUUUGGCUGGGGAAAAGUGGGAAGUACUGAAACUCAAACAUUAGUAUUGUUGUUUUUCCCCCUGACUUCGACAGGAAUAAUGAAACCCAGAGAGGCGGAGGCCUGGUAGAAGCACUUAAGCAACAAAGACAAAUGGACAUCAGGGACAUAGAGCUAAUAAGAAUGGAUUGACCCACAGGUAUCUUUGCUGGAUGCUCAUUUUAAAAGGUAUCCCCAUGAUGGAAAGAGCAUGGCAGCCAGGUCCUUUGUCCAACCCACUUCAUCUGCAGUCCCCCUACCUCCAAGUCUAGGUCUGGUGAAUGAGCUCUGCCUUGAGGAACUAUUAUGGAGAAUUAAGGCUCCUCAGCAAAUUCCUAGACUGCUCAUCCUCCCCAGCUCCAGGCCAGGUACCACAUCAAGAAGGGCAGGGGUGUCAGGAAGCACCUGCCUUUAAGUUGUUGUUGUUGACUCGCUAAGUGAUGUCCAACUCCUUGUGACCCCAUGGACUACAGCAUGACAGGCCUCCCUUCCUCACUAUCUCCCAGAGUUCGCCCAAGUUCAUGUCCCUUGAAUCGGUGAUGCCAUCCAAGCAUCCAUCCUCUGUUGCCCUCCUCUCCUUUUGUCAUCAAUCUUUCCCAGCAUCAGGGUCUUUUCCAGCGAGUCAGUUGUUUACAUCAGGUGGCCGAAGUAUUGGACCUUCAGCUUCAGCAGCAGCCCUUCCAAUGAGUGUUCAGUGUUGAUUUCCCUUAGAAUUGACUGGUUUGACCUCCUUGUUGUCCAGGGGACUCUCAAGAGUCUUCUCCAGCACCACAAUUCAAAAACAUUAAAUUGGCAGGCCCCUAGCAAGGACAGUCUCCUCAGAUGGACUCUAGCCCUUCGGUCUUGGGCUGAUUUCUGGGUGGAGACAAUCUAGCCUGAGGAUCUGAGAGCGAGAGUGUGACUUUGCGCUCUCAGGCCGGCUUGAAGCGCAGUGAUGCGCCGUGGUCCCCAUGCCGCUACUCACCUGCCGGCCGCGAGGGGGCGCCGCAGAGCGCUGAGGCUGUCACGGAGCCCAUGGCGUCCCCGGGCGGCCUCCACAGCCUCCUAGUCUGGCUUCUGCUCCUUCAACCCUGGCUCACGGAGGCCUCGGAGGACGGGUCGGCGACGCCCUUGCCCCCUCCAGCUACCUCGGGAGGUGGCAUGAAGAACCCCACGGCGGUCCAGCCACCCCCCGGAGGCACUUCAGAAGUCCCCAAGCUGGCGGAGUUUAGCUUAGCGUGCGGUCGAGUGUUCCUGAAAAUCUUGGGAGGACAGGACAGCGAGGAAGGGAAAUGGCCCUGGCAAGUGAGCCUGAGGGUCCGUGACAGACAUGUGUGCGGAGCUUCCCUCGUCACAGAGAAGUGGGUGCUGACUGCGGCCCACUGCAUGCUAAGCCGUCGCCAGUACAGUGUCAUGAUGGGAGAUCGGGAUCUCCAGGGUGUAGUUUCAGGGUUGGUGGUCCCUGUCAGCCACUUCGUCAUUCACCCUCAGUUCUCAACAAGUGGAACCAUUAAAAAUGACAUUGCUCUUCUCCGGCUCCGCUACCCUGUAAAUUUCACUGGCCUUAUCCAGCCUAUAUGCAUCCCUGAGAAGACUUUCCGUGUGCAAGCUGGGACCAGGUGCUGGGUGACCGGAUGGGGAAGGAAGCAAGAAUUUGGCCCACUUGUGUCAGAAGUUCUCCAGGAGGUCGACCAAUAUAUCAUGUACUAUGAAGAAUGUAAUGGGCUGCUACAGAAGGCCCUACAAACAAACAAGGAUGUAGCACAAGAAGGAGUGAUCUGUGGCUAUAAUAGUAUAGGAAUGGAUUCUUGUCAGGGAGAUUCUGGGGGCCCUCUGGUCUGUCAAUUCAAUACCACAUGGGUCCAGGUAGGGAUUGUGAGCUGGGGCGUUGGCUGUGGUCGUAACAAUACGCCUGGAGUUUAUACGGAGACUGCCCUCUACUCUAAUUGGUUAGUUGCAGUGGUGAACAAGGCUGCCUCUUUGUAUCCAGUGGUGCUCCUCUUCCUAUUGCUGUGUGUGGUGUCCGUGGACCUCCUGGUGACCCUGUGAUCACCCUGGUUCACACUCCCCACUGUUUCUGAGUCUUACACCUAGCCCUGCCUCUGACCUCCCACUCCUACUUUAGUGCCAAUUCCUGAAUUCCAGUUGGUAUCCAGUGAUCUUGUGGAGAUCCACAUGACAGAGAGCUGGAGCAUGAAGCCCUGGAAGUUUCCUGCCUGGUGCUUCAGGAGCAUGCCUCAUCCAUGUCUACAGCUUGGCCGUGCUCUGCUUGGCAGGAAGGAGUGGGUGAAAGCAUCCCAGCUGGAUGGAUAGCGACCUGCCGGGUGGACACGAUGCUUCAUCCACAUCAUGGGGAACAUCUGGCAAAGAAGAGACGUCAUCACCAAUGAAGCAGUGUUAGAUAUGACACUUUUAUCAAACCAGCCUGUGUGGUGAUUGUUGGGAGAGAGCGAGGAGGCCUUGCCAUGUCCACAUCUGACUCAGUUAUCUGGGUUCAGGAAAGGUCCCCUGCUUCCCAGUGUAGAUCCACCUGUGAGUAUCUGCCUCUGCCACACAAGCCCUCCGGGGUCAACUCAGUCUUGAAACCCUCUUCCCAGCGCUCCAGUGGCCACAUCCAGGCUCACCCCAAGUUGUGUUGAAGCAUUACGGAGUAUGGAGAUUUCUGAUGUCAACCCAAUAAAUGUU
Messenger RNA from Dama dama (fallow deer), 3529 nucleotides. Its product is annotated as putative serine protease 42. The record is from RefSeq and is a predicted model, not a curated record. Gene Ontology annotation, biological process: proteolysis. The transcript has 5 exons. Bases 1880 to 2893 code for a protein of 337 amino acids. Lineage: Eukaryota; Metazoa; Chordata; Mammalia; Artiodactyla; Cervidae. Gene Ontology annotation, molecular function: serine-type endopeptidase activity.